This is a messenger RNA of Brassica napus (rape), 521 nucleotides long. Its product is annotated as auxin-responsive protein SAUR15-like. Gene Ontology annotation, biological process: response to auxin. The record is from RefSeq and is a predicted model, not a curated record. Bases 79 to 354 code for a protein of 91 amino acids. NCBI's taxonomy places the organism in Eukaryota, Viridiplantae, Streptophyta, Magnoliopsida, Brassicales, Brassicaceae. The transcript has a single exon.
UCAUCAAACAAGAUCAAAUUAACUUUACCUAAGCCAUUAAUUCAGAGCUUUUUUCUUUGUUUCUAGCUAAUACUAGAUAUGGCAUUCUUGAGGAGUCUUUUUGAUACUAAGCAAAUAAUUCGUCAGUCUCUUACUACUGAAUCAUCAACACCGAAAGGUUUCUUAGCUGUCUACGUUGGAGAAAAUCUGAAGAAGAAGAGAUUUUUUGUUCCGGUUUACUACCUGAGCAAACCAUCUUUCCAAGCUUUGCUGAGGAAAGCAGAAGAAGAGUUUGGCUUUGAUCAUCCAACCGGUGGUUUAAGCUUACCAUGCGAUGAAGCUUUCUUCUUCACUCUUACUUCUCAGAUUCGUUAGGCCUACACAAUAAUCAAGCUGUUUAGGAGGAAUACACAUUGUAAAUAAACUACACUUUAAUAUUUUGAAGUUGUGGAUAUAUGUACCUAUACUGAAAUAAGAAGAAGAAUUCAGCAUAGUUAAAAAUAAAGGUCAAUGAGAGUAUUGUGCUUUCGAUGUCCAUACUC